This is a messenger RNA of Arvicola amphibius (Eurasian water vole), 2250 nucleotides long. It is a transcript of the gene Pkp1, whose product is annotated as plakophilin 1. The coding region runs from base 1 to 2250 and encodes 749 amino acids. The record is from RefSeq and is a predicted model, not a curated record. The transcript has 13 exons. Gene Ontology annotation, molecular function: cadherin binding. Gene Ontology annotation, biological process: cell-cell junction assembly; intermediate filament bundle assembly; cell-cell adhesion. Gene Ontology annotation, cellular component: adherens junction; plasma membrane; nucleus. NCBI's taxonomy places the organism in Eukaryota, Metazoa, Chordata, Mammalia, Rodentia, Cricetidae.
AUGAACCACUCGCCACUCAAGACCGCGUUGGCGUACGAAUGCUUCCAGGACCAGGACAACUCCACGCUGGCUUUGCCCUCCGAUCAAAAGAUGAAGACCGGCACGUCGGGCAGGCAGCGUGUGCAGGAGCAGGUGAUGAUGACUGUCAAACGACAGAAGUCCAAGUCUUCGCAGUCGUCCACCCUGAGCCACUCCAACCGAGGUUCCAUGUAUGACGGGCUGGCCGACAACUACAACAACUAUGGGACCACAAGCAGAAGCAGCUACUUCUCCAAGUUCCAGGCAGGGAACGGCUCGUGGGGAUAUCCGAUCUACAAUGGGACCCUCAAGCGGGAAUCCGACAACAGGCGCUUCAGCUCCUACAGCCAGAUGGAGAACUGGAGCCGGAACUAUCCCCGCGGCAGCUGUGCCACUACAGGCGCCGGCAGCGACAUCUGCUUCAUGCAAAAAAUCAAGGCGAGCCGCAGUGAGCCCGACCUCUACUGUGACCCGCGGGGCACGCUGCGCAAGGGCACGCUGGGUAGCAAGGGCCACAAGACCAUCCAGAACCGUUACAGCUUCUACAGCACCUGCAGCGGUCAGAAGGCCGUCAAGAAGUGUCCCGUGCGACCGCCCUCCUGCACCUCCAAGCAGGACCCGGUGUACGUGCCGCCUAUCUCCUGCAACAAGGACCUGUCCUUUGGCCACUCAAGGGCCAGUUCCAAAAUCUGCAGUGAAGACAUUGAGUGCAGUGGGCUGACCAUCCCCAAGGCUGUGCAGUACCUGAGCUCCCAGGAUGAGAAGUACCAGGCCAUUGGGGCCUAUUACAUCCAGCAUACCUGCUUCCAGGAUGAAUCUGCCAAGCAACAGGUCCUUCAGCUGGAGGGCAUCUGCAAGUUGGUGGACCUCCUCCGCAGCCCCAAUCAGAACGUCCAGCAGGCUGCUGCUGGGGCCCUGCGCAACCUGGUGUUCAGGAGCACCAAGAACAAGCUGGAGACCAGAAGGCAGAAUGGGAUCCGUGAGGCUGUCAACCUCCUGAGGAGAAGCGGGAGCACAGAGAUCCAGAAACAGCUGACUGGGCUACUCUGGAACCUGUCCUCCACUGACGAGCUGAAGGAGGAGCUGGUGGCCGAUGCCCUCCCUGUUCUGACUGACCGAGUCAUCAUUCCCUUCUCCGGCUGGUGUGAUGGCAACAGCAACAUGUCCCGGGACGUGGUGGACCCCGAGGUCUUCUUCAACGCCACGGGCUGCUUGAGGUACGAGAAGACGGAACCUAGGUCAUUCUUGGCACUUUGCCCCUCCUCCCUGGUCCUCUCCCGCAGGAACCUGAGCUCUGCUGAUGCUGGCCGCCAGACCAUGCGGAACUACUCUGGGCUCAUUGACUCCCUCAUGGCCUAUGUCCAGAACUGUGUGGCUGCCAGCCGCUGUGAUGACAAGUCUGUGGAGAACUGCAUGUGUAUCCUGCAUAACCUCUCCUACCGCCUGGAUGCCGAGGUGCCCACCCGCUACCGCCAACUGGAGUACAACGCUCGCAACACCUACACUGAGAAGUCCUCCACUGGCUGCUUCAGCAACAGGGGAGACAAGAUGAUGAACAAUAACUACGACUGCCCCCUUCCUGAGGAGGAGAGCAACCCCAAGGGCAGCAGCUGGCUGUACCACUCAGAUGCCAUCCGCACCUACCUGAACCUCAUGGGCAAGAGCAAGAAGGAUGCAACCCUGGAGGCUUGUGCCGGGGCCCUACAGAACCUGACAGCUAGCAAGGGGCUGAUGUCCAGUGGUAUGAGCCAGUUGAUUGGGCUAAAGGAAAAGGGCUUGCCACAAAUCGCCCGCCUCCUGCAAUCUGGCAAUUCAGAUGUGGUGCGGUCCGGGGCCUCUCUGCUGAGCAACAUGUCCCGCCACCCUGUGCUGCACAGAAUGAUGGGAAACCAGGUGUUUCCAGAGGUAACCAGACUCCUCACCAGCCACACUGGCAACACCAGCAACUCUGAAGACAUCUUGUCCUCAGCUUGCUACACUGUGAGGAACCUGAUGACCUCGCAACCGCAGAUGGCCAAGCAAUACUUCUCCAGCAGCAUGAUCAACAAUGUCUUCAACCUGUGUCGCAACAGUGCCUCACCCAAGGCUGCAGAGGCUGCCCGGCUCCUCCUGUCUGACAUGUGGGCUAGCAAGGAGCUGCAAGGUGUCCUCAGGCAGCAAGGUUUCGAUAGGAACAUGUUGGGAACCAUAGCUGGGGCCAACAGCCUCAGAAACUUCACCUCCCGGUUCUAA